This is a messenger RNA of Harpegnathos saltator (Jerdon's jumping ant), 1481 nucleotides long. RefSeq names its product ras-related and estrogen-regulated growth inhibitor. Gene Ontology annotation, molecular function: GTPase activity; GTP binding. Lineage: Eukaryota; Metazoa; Arthropoda; Insecta; Hymenoptera; Formicidae. The transcript is spliced from 6 exons. The record is from RefSeq and is a predicted model, not a curated record. Bases 831 to 1481 code for a protein of 216 amino acids.
AAUUUACCAAUUACCAGCGGAUAGUAAAUUAACAACACGUCUCGCGCGACGCAUUCGCGCUGGCACUUAACGAGAUCGAGCGGAAAGCGCGUCGUCGGGCGUUUAGGCGCGCGAGAUCGCCUAAGGGAAUUUCGUAACAAACCGCGCUCUAUCGUAUCCCAUAUCGUAUCCGUAACCCCGGCACAUUGUUAGGCAGUGGAAGAAAUUCCCGAGAUUCCGCGGGACAUGUGUGUGCAAACCGUUCUAUUAAUGUACCCGUCACGUGUUGCCGUCUCUUCCUAUCCGCUCCUCGUUGUCUCUCCUUCUCGCUUUCUGCGUUUCUAGACGGGCGCUCUCGCGCCGCUCCCUUCCUCUUCCGAAGUGUAGCGCGACUUAUUCAAACACACACGCCCAGAGAAGAGAAGCACGCGGCGGAUGCCGCUAAGUGCCUAAAAAAUCUUUGCUCUUUUUUCUUUCUCUUUAUUAACAUCGAGAGGGAGAGAGGAGAUGGAACGAGCGGUCCGAUUAUCCGAGACACCGACCAACGAGUCGCCGCUUGACGAUCGCGAUGGAGAUUAACGAUAAGAACGGGCGAAUAAAUUCUUAUAUUCUUUUUCUCCCGGUAUGAGCGUGGAAUUUUUUUCGAAACUUGCAAUGUUAGCGAAAAUAGCCAUGUUCGGUGAUUACUUGCAAGCGCAACUGGCUGAAUUACUGAUUACGGAUAAUGUUGACCGUAAUACUCGACAUGUCGAGAGAUACGUAAUUGAUAGAUGUUUUGACGCGCGCAAAGUUUGAGAGGACUUUCUUCCGACACGGUAGGAUGGGAUUUAAUCCUGACAAAUGCUCGUAGUAUGACGUCAAAUGCAAUUAGAGGCAUCAGACGGAAGAAGAGUUCGCUGUGCGAAGUCAAGGUGGCUGUGAUAGGAGCGCCGGGAGUCGGCAAAAGCGCACUGACGGUGAGAUUCCUUACAAGGAGAUACAUCGGGGAGUACGAUCACCAAUCAGAAACUAGAUACAAACAUGAAGUACUAGUCGACGGGGAACCUAUUCUCUUCGAGAUUUUAGAUACAUGUCCAAAGAGCGAGGAUGAGCUGCCAUCGAUGGAGACACUGCAAUGGGCGGACGGCUUGCUGCUGGUUUAUUCGAUCACAGACAGAGGAUCCUUCAAUUUCGUGAGGAAGGCGAAGGAAGCCCUCGCGGUAGCCGAUCCCGAAGCCGCGAUGCCUCUCGCUCUUGUCGGAAACAAGGCCGAUAUGGUUCACCUGCGGCAAGUCAGUGCCGAAGAAGGAGAGAUCUUGGCGAAGGACUUUGAAUGUUGGUUUAGCGAAAUCACCGCUGCCGAGCAGGUUGCUCAGGUCGCGGAAUCCUUCCACGAAUUAUGCAGAGAAGUUCUCGCGGCGCGUAGAAGAAACAAGCAAUCUUUAUUGGACAGAAUGCUCGGCAGCAAUAAGACGCGUGCUUACUCGCGAGGGAAAAGCGACUCUGCUCUGCCGAAGGAGUAG